Molecule: messenger RNA, 2337 nt
Organism: Closterium sp. Naga37s-1
Lineage: Eukaryota; Viridiplantae; Streptophyta; Zygnematophyceae; Desmidiales; Closteriaceae
Source: the annotation of a GenBank genome assembly
AUGCUCGAACAGGACGAGAAGGAAGACGAGCAGAACAUGGCGGUGCCACGCGAACAGUGGAAGGCGACAGACUUCGUAGUGGACGACAUGGUGUACGCCUGCAUCGACGUGCUCGUCAUGGACGCCCUACGCCACCUACAAACCUUGGAGAAAAAGAGCACGCUCAGGCUGUACACCGCGUUCAUCUACCACUACAAGAGGUGGGCGGCGAAGAUGCUGAAGCAAACACGCGAUAAGCUUCCCCAUGAGCACCAACUUAGGCACGUCGACGAGAUCGGCCACUACAUCCGCGACAACCAGAAAAGUAAAUGGGACAACGAGGUCGAUGUACGCCAGGAGUACAUCUGGCUGCACGGCCCUAGGGUCACCGAAACCCGGCUGCGCGCCUACGUGAAGUGCAUGAGCCGUGAGUGUAACCUCACUGCCGCGCCGACCGAGGAGGGGAACAAUUCCACGCGAACCGCGCCUGUGCAAUCGACAACGGUGCACACGAUCCUCGGGCGCAUAAAGGCAUGCCAGAUGGCGGCGAGGGUGGAGGCAACGUUGUACCGGGAGAAGGAGCUGGGCAUCAUGAGGGAGAUCUCGGUGGUCAGAUCGGAGGUGCGGUUCAACGUCCGCUCUAAGAACGAGAGGGACAUCAAGAAUUGCGUCGACCGUCGACGCGGCACCAUUGGCGAUACCUACACCGCCGAACAGUUCCGCCAUAUCAUGAUGAAGGUGCUGCCUACAUGGGCGGCGGCGGCGUGGAACCCGCGGGCAACCACUCCUUCGCAAACGCUGUGGAGAUUCCUGCUCGUCAAGGUGCUCACGCUACUCUCCCACCACUCUCUCCUGCGCGGCGCCAGCAUCCCCGAGAUCACGCUACCCAACGUCUUCUUGUACCGACUGGAGAGCACCUCGUCGGUGAACCCGGAGAACCAGCCGGUCGUCAUGCGGAACGUGCACGCCGCACGCGCCGGAGGUGCACAGGAGCUCGCCAUCGACGGGACGCCUCGCGCCGAGAUCGCCGAGCUGGGACACUGGGAUCUCGACAAGAUGACGCGUGCUUACAUCACAGCCAUUCCCGUUGGGGUGGUGAUGAGGAAGGCCGGCUACUCGGGUUUCAAGCAAGACUACUUCUUGGGUCGCAGCAGGGUCGAGCCCUCCGCCAAACUCCUGGGCAUCCUCGCCGAGCACAUCUUCCCCGGCGUGGAUGCUAUGCUGCGCGAUGCGGAAACGCGUGCUGUCAAGGGGAGCGACGCGGACAAAGCCGCCGUGCACUUCUUGCGUACCCUCCUGAUGUUCCGACGCAUCGUCGCCGAGGACCUCGCGGUUAAGCUCGUCCGCACACCGUGGCACCCGUACGUCCAAGGUUCCAAGCUCUGUCGGAUUGCCCUCUUCCAGCACUGGGCGAAAAGGGUCGAGGCAGUCGACACCGAGACGAUAAAAAAGCGCCGAGACCCGACCCAGAUUCAGCCAGAGUAUCAUAACAUGUCCCUCAAGGAGACGCUGAAGUACGAGAUGGAGCGCUCCGCGGUCGAGAAGAUCGACCUUCAGGAGAAGAUCGAGAUGCGCGACGAUACCAUCGCGACGCUGACCGCCAAGCUUGCUCGACUCACCGAGGCACUCCGUGUGUCAGAAGCACGGAGGAUGCCGGCGGCGCCGCCGUCGGUGAACGAGCAAGCGCCGAGCGAGGGAGGCUCAGCGGAUUCGGCCAAUACGGGGGCCGGAGCCAAGGAAGGGGAUGAUAAACCCCCGAAACCCCCACAGACGGUCGACGAGGCUCGUUACGAGCUCAACGUGGUGAAACCCUGGCGAGAGGCAAAGACCGUGAGGGACGCUUGGCGGCUCUGGAACUCCGCCACCGCCGAUGACACCCGUCGUGUUUGCGACAGGGUCUUCGAGCCGGGAUUCGUCGACCGCCACACCCUCCUCGAAGGCGCGACGCAGGGUGCACACGACAUGAAGGUGCGCCGCAUGCUGAAGGCCAUGGAUGCAGUGCGCCUUCUUUGCUCGAGCGACGGCGAUGCCGACACCGAAGCCGUCGUCGCUGCACUGAACAGGAUCGCGGCGCCGGGCAUUGGGACCUUCUGCGAUGCCCUCACGGUGCUCAAACCGGAAACGGCACCGACGAAGUCCAAGGAGCCUGGCCUGGGCGUCAAGGGGCCGGGCCCCAAGGUGGUCUCGAAGCUACGUGUCGCCUGUGCGCUGGUCGCGCUCGACCUGAGGCCGAGGACUUGGGUCACCCGCCUGUUUCCAGACACCUGGGAGGAGCAGAUGCCGAAUACCGUGGCCGACUUGGCCAAGCAGACCGCACCUGCGCAGCGUCCUCCGACAAAGCGCAAGAAGUCGGCAUGA